GGCGGGGACAGGAUGACGCGCGGGGAGGAGGGGAAGGAGGAGGAGGAAAAGGGAAAAGAAAAGGAGGAGGAAGGAAAAAAAAGAGACCAUAGAUUUCUUCCUCAGCCUAGAGAGGUCCUUAAAGUGCAGGGGACUGGAGGGCGGGCGGGGACCACCCCAGAACUGGCCGCCGGCGGUAUCAUGGCGUCCCGGAACCCCCCUCCCCAAGACUAUGAAAGUGAUGACGACUCUUAUGAAGUAUUGGAUUUAACAGAGUAUGCAAGAAGACACCACUGGUGGAAUCGAGUGUUUGGCCACCGAUCAGGACCUAUGGUAGAAAAAUACUCAGUAGCUACCCAGAUUGCAAUAGGUGGUGUGACUGGCUGGUGUGCAGGAUUUUUGUUCCAGAAAGUUGGAAAACUUGCAGCAACAGCAGUGGGUGGAGGCUUUCUUCUACUACAGAUUGCCAGUCACAGUGGCUAUGUGCAGAUUGACUGGAAGAGAGUUGAAAAAGAUGUAAACAAAGCAAAAAGACAGAUUAAGAAACGAGCAAAUAAAGCAGCACCUGAAAUCAACAAUGUAAUCGAAGAAGCAACAGAAUUUAUCAAACAGAACAUUGUGAUAUCCAGUGGAUUUGUGGGAGGAUUUUUGCUCGGCCUUGCAUCUUAAGGACAUGAAUGAUCCUUCCUAGUGGAUCCAGCUGUGAGAAGAGAACGGCAGCAGGGUGUCCUCUCAGCUGCGCAGGCCACCAGAAUCUCCAGAGCAAGGAGAAACAACUCGCUGGACAAUACCAAAUUCACGACUAGCAUUUUGCCAUCUGAAGCUUGGCAAAUGAGUAUCUGCUGUAAAACAACCUGUGUGAUAUUUGAACAUAGUAUUCUUGAGCAAAACAUGGCUUUUGGCGUUUUUUUCAAAAUUUGCAUCUGUUUAAAAAGUAACCAGUAAGAUGUCACUAUUAGAUAUGGAUAUGAGAAAAAAAAUCUAUUGGAUCUCCCAGUGCAAUAUUAUCCUUUUAUAUUUAAAUAAGAUGUUCAUUGUGCUUCAUAGUAUAGUGCCAAUAGUUAAAAAAUUUGUCUUAUAGCCGGGCGUGGUGGCACAUGCCUGUAAUUCUAGCACUUGGGAAGCAGGCAGGAGGAUCACUGCAGGUUCAAAGCCUGGACUACUUAAUAAGUUCAAGUCCAGCUUGAAAUACAUAGUGAGACUCUAUCUCAAAAAAUAAAAAAUAAUUGUCAGG
Molecule: messenger RNA, 1213 nt
Organism: Fukomys damarensis (Damara mole-rat)
Lineage: Eukaryota; Metazoa; Chordata; Mammalia; Rodentia; Bathyergidae
Gene: Fundc1
Product: FUN14 domain containing 1
Exons: 5
Coding region: 13-648 (211 amino acids)
Biological process (GO): autophagy of mitochondrion
Cellular component (GO): mitochondrial outer membrane
Source: RefSeq, a predicted model, not a curated record